Cherax quadricarinatus is the source of this 1818-nucleotide messenger RNA. The record is from RefSeq and is a predicted model, not a curated record. Lineage: Eukaryota; Metazoa; Arthropoda; Malacostraca; Decapoda; Parastacidae.
AUGAAGAGACUCGCUUGUGGCGAAGUCCUCCCAUCUGACAUCAAGUACCCAGCGCAACGCCUUGUUCUGGACACGCUGCAGUUUAGUAAGUUUGUUAUUGCUGCAACAGAGAGGGCUAGAGGAGAGUGGGGUCAGGCCGGGCGAGAGGCUGGUGUUGCGCCCACCGGAGUUGGGCGGGUGGUUCCUGAGCCUGCCUGGGUGGAAGAGGAUGGGUGUGGUCGACUAUGGAGCGAGGUUGCUGAGGCUCCAGGGGUGGGACCUACCCUGGAUGAGCUGAUUCCAGAGCAGCCAGUGCCAUGGGAGUCUGAGGGCAUAAUGGCCUUCACGGCGACAGUGGAGACAAUGAUGCAGUCUUUGUUCCAGUCACCUGUGGAGGUCACAGUGGCAGGGCCUUUGGGUGGUCCAGUGCCUGCACCUGAGGAGUUGGGGCGUGAGGUGGAUGUGAGUGACGAUGAGCAUGACGUGGAUGGGCAGCCAUCUGGUAAGGAUGUUGGGCAGUCCAUAGUGGUGGAGGUGCACCGUGAGGAGGACCCAGGUUCGUCAAUGGAGGAAAGUGUUGUCAUCAGGAAAAGGGCAGCAGUGACGUCAGACUCUGGCAAUGUGUUGACGCCGGCUCAACAUACAGGGAAGGUGUGGAUGGAGAUGGAUAGCAGUGUGGGUGAGAAAAAGCACGAGCACCAGGCAGUACAGGGUGGUCCUAGAAUCACGAGUGGUGUGCAGGGCAAGGGGGGUGUGAAAGGCCCCUGUGAGCUUGAUCAAGUGCGUAACUUAACACAAAGUCAACAUUCUUCCUUCCAGACAAGUCAGGUGUUUGACUUAGAAGAUACACAAGAUACUUCAGAUGUCAUAUGUUUACCUCUCGUGAAGUUCCACCGCACUGAAAAAGUUACUUAUCGAGAGUGUGAGGCUCCUCAUGUUGUGGUACACAGCGGUGGACGUCUGGGCAACAACAUGUGUCAGUAUCUCAGUGUCUUCCUCCUUCGUCACAUCUUCGGCAUCAAGGUCUCAAUCAAAAGCAGAAUGAAAGCACAACUGAGCGUAGCUUUCAAGAGCAUCACAUUACCAGUUCAAGACUAUGAGUGCUUCAGCAGAAGGACGCAGCGGGUCCGUUACAACACACUCUACAAGAUGCUCUACGCUGCUGCUGCCAACAAACUUCAAACAAACAUCGCUCAGAAUUUAACAAUGGAGCCCCUACUGAAGAAGUCGUACUACGUGUAUAACCAUCCCUGUCCUACAAACCUUAUCAUGGCUGACAGAGAUGUGGUGCGACGGGCCCUCACCUUCAGGGAUGACGUGCUGGAGAGGGCCAGGGACAACAUCAACAGGGCCCUAAAGUCCCUGAAUGCAUCAUUCACGCGGGAGAAGGUGACACUCAUAACUGUCCAUGUCCGCAGAGGAGACUAUGGCAAGUACCUCAUGAAGCAUUUCAAUAUGACUCAACUGGAUGACAGCUACUUCAAGAAUGCCUUCGAUUACUUUAGAAAAAGAGUUGUACAUGCAGUGUUCGUGGUGGUGAGCAACGACCACAGAUGGUGCAAGACACACCUCAACGAGAAAGAUGUUGUGCUGGCUGGUAACAGGAAAGACCCAGUGCUCGACAUGGCAAUACUGGCUCAGGGUGACCAUACUGUCACCAGCUAUGGUACCUUCAGCUUCUUGGGGGCUGUAUUAGCUCGAGGCAACCUGACACACCCGUUCACAAGGAAUGAGAAGUAUUAUGCCUACCACUGUGCUCACUCUCCUUAUAUUCACUAUAUACCCAGAAACCAUCACUAUUAUAUUCAUCGCAACAUCAGCAACCACCUGACAACGUAA